This is a messenger RNA of Symphalangus syndactylus (siamang), 3340 nucleotides long. It is a transcript of the gene ANKLE1, whose product is annotated as ankyrin repeat and LEM domain containing 1. The record is from RefSeq and is a predicted model, not a curated record. Gene Ontology annotation, molecular function: DNA endonuclease activity; protein binding. Gene Ontology annotation, biological process: double-strand break repair via homologous recombination; resolution of meiotic recombination intermediates. Gene Ontology annotation, cellular component: cytoplasm; nucleoplasm. Lineage: Eukaryota; Metazoa; Chordata; Mammalia; Primates; Hylobatidae.
GUGAGCCACCGUGCCGGGCCUAAGCCUCUCCGCUCUGGGGACCCGGAGCCUUCGUUCUCGGCCUCCCCGAUCUCCCCUGUGCACCCUGGUACACUGUCCUCCUAGAGGUGCGCCCUCCUAGAGGCCACCCUUGCAGAAGAUUCCCUGAGACUUAAUGACCUGGGGCACCCCGGACUUUCCUAAUCGUAGCUCCACCCACUCGAGCCGGGUGCCUUCGCGUUUCCCGUUUUUAAAUGAGAUAGUGGCACACCCAGUGGCAUCCUCCCGCCCGGGCUCUUAUCGGCGGUCCCAGCCCCUGCUUGAGCGCCUCCGGGUGUCACGGGCCCCUGCGGACACCAAAGCUCUCGAACCCGGAUGUGGACCUCGGUGCGGCGCGGGGCAGCCUGGCUGGGAACCCUGCUCGGCCCCGGAGAGGGGCCCCCCGAGCCGAGGGGAGGAGCGGCGCAUGCCCACAAGCCCCCCGCGGGAAGUAGGAAAUCGACCGGCCAGGCGGUGCGCUUCGGACCCAGCCAGGGCAUGUGCUCGGAGGCCAGCCUGGCUCGCAGGUUGCGGGCUGCGCUGCGGGAGGAGGAGCCGUGAGGAGCUGCUGCGCUGCGGUGCGGACCCUAAUUUGGUGCUGGAGGACGGCGCAGCGGCUGUGCACUUGGCGGCCGGAGCCCGGCACCCGCGCGGCCUGCGUUGCCUCGGGGCCCUACUGCGCCAAGGCGGGGACCCCAACGCUCGAUCUGUCGAGGCACUGACGCCGCUGCAUGUGGCCGCCGCCUGGGGCUGCCGCCGCGGCUUGGAGCUGCUGCUGAGCCAAGGAGCGGACCCGGCGCUGCGCGACCAGGACGGACUCCGGCCGCUGGACCUGGCCCUGCAGCAGGGACACCUGGAGUGCGCGCGAGUCCUGCAGGAUCUCGACACGCGGACCGGGACCCGGACCCGGAUCGGGGCAGAGACCCAGGAGCCCGAGACUGCACCUGGCACCCCAGGCCUCUCUGGACCUCCCGAUGAGACGCUGGACUCCAUAGCACUCCAAAAGCAGCCAUGCAGAGGUGACAACAGGGACAUGGGCUUGGAGGCUGACCCAGGACCCCCCAGCCUCCCUGUUCCCCUUGAAAUUGUGGACAAAGAUGGGAGCUUGGCGUCCCCUCCAGGGCACUGGGAUUCCAGCUCAGAUGCCUCUUUUGUCACAGCGGUUGAGGUCUCUGGAGCUGAGGACCCAGCCUCGGACACUCCCCCCUGGGCUGGGUCAUUGCCAUCGACCAGGCAGGGACUUCUGCAUGUUGCCCAUGCCAACCAGAGGGUACCUAGGUCUCAGGGCACGGAGGCAGAACUGAAUGCCCGUCUGCAGGCCCUGACUCUGACCCCACCAAAUGCUGCUUGGUUCCAGUCCUCCCCUUCCUCCAUGCCUCUCGUGGACAGGAGUCCAUCUCAUAGCUCCCCACGGACACCACCCCCUGGAGCUGACUGCCACUGCCUGUGGGAGCACCAGACAUCCAUUGAUAGUGACAUGGCCACGCUCUGGCUGACAGAGGAUGAGGCAAGCUCUACAGGUGGCAGGGACCCUGUCGGCCCUUGCCGGCAGCUGCCAGUCUCCACUGUGUCUGACUUGGAGUCGCUGCAGGGACUCCGAGCGCUUGGCCCAGAGUUUUCAGGGCACAGCCUAGAACUGGCUGCAGCCCUGCGGACGGGCCAUAUUCCAGACGUCCAGGCAGACGAAGAUGCGCUGGCCCAGCAGUUUGAGCGGCCAGAUCCUGCCAGGAGGUGGCGGGAGGGGGUCGUGAAGUCUAGCUUCACAUAUCUGCUGCUGGACCCCAGGGAGACUCAGGACCUGCCAGCCCGAGCCUUCUCACUGACCCCGGCUGAGCGCCUUCAGACUUUCGUCCGUGCCAUCUUCUACGUGGGCAAAGGGACGAGGGCCCGGCCAUACGUCCACCUCUGGGAGGCCCUUGGUCACCAUGGGCGGUCAAGAAAACAGUCCCCCCAGGCCUGCCCCAAGGUGCAUCAGAUCUUGGACAUCUGGGCCAGUGGUUGCGGCGUUGUGUCCCUACAUUGCUUCCAGCACAUGGUCGCUGUGGAGGCUUAUACGCGGGAGGCGUGUAUUGUGGAAGCCCUAGGGAUCCAGAUGCUCACCAACCAGAAGCAAGGGCACUGCUAUGGAGUGGUGGCAGGCUGGCCAGCUGCUCGUCGCCGGCGCUUGGGGGUGCAUCUGCUGCACCGUGCCCUCCUUGUCUUUCUGGCUGAAGGCGAGCGACAGCUUCGUCCCCAGGACAUCCAGGCCCGGGGCUGACUGCUGGGGAGUUGGCCAUCUAGCCUGGGGAGAAAUGUUUGAAUGUUCCAGCUGCCCCAUGCUGACAGCAGCCCCCAUCUCUGGUUUCAGAAGGGGUGUGUGUGUGUGUGUGUGUGUGUGUGUGUGUGUGUGUGUGUGUAGGGAGCACCAGGGCAGAUCUCCCCCAGGCUGAGGGAGGACUUUGUUGCAGAUGGUACUGCUGGAGAGGUAGUAAGUAGUGAGCUCCCCAUCGUGGGAGGAGGACAAGAAGGGAAGCAGAAGGUGCUUUGGAACAGUCCAGUGCUUCUGUAAGAGGCGUUUGAACCUGGGCAACUCCACCUUGAAUAGGAGCUGGGUAAAAUGAGGCUGAAACCUACUGAGCUGCAUUCCCAGAUGAUUAAAGCAUUCUAAGUCACAGGAUGAGGUAGGAGGUCAGCACAAGAUAACGGGUCAUAAAGACCUUGCUGAUAAAACAGUUUGCAGUAAAGAAGCCGGCCAAAGCCCACCAAUACCAAGAUGGCGACAAGAGUGACCUCUGGUUGUCCUCAUUGCUACACUCCCACCAGCGCCAUGACAGUUUACAAAUGCCAUGGCUGGCCAGGCGCGGUGGCUCAUGCCGGUAAUCCUAGCACUUUGGGAGGCCGAGGCGGGCAGAUCGCCUGAGGUCAGGAGUUCAAGACCAGCGUGGCCAACAUGGCGAAACCCCAUCUCUACUAAAAAUACCAAAAUUAGCUGGGCAUGGUGGUGUGUGCCUGCAAUCCCAGCCACUAGGGGGGCUGAGGCAGGAGGACCGCUUGAACCCGGGAGGUGGAUGUUGCAGUGAGCUGAGAUUGUACCACUGCACUCCAGCCUGGGCAACAGAGCGAGACUCUGUCUCAAACAAACAAAAAAACAAAUGCCACGUCAACAUCAGGACGUUAACCUUUAGACCCUAUAUGGUCUAAAAAGGGGAGGCAUGAAUAAUCCACCCCUUGUUUAGCAUAUCAAGAGAUAACCAUAAAAAUGGGCAACCAGCAGCCCUGCCCUGUCUAUAGAGUAGCCAUUCUUUUAUUCCUUUAGUUUCUUAAUAAAUUUGCUUUCACUGUA